UGAUGAUUCUAACAGUAUUGCUUGGGUUGUUUUAAGAGACUCAAAGCAUCAAAUUUCAAGUUCAAAGACAUUUAACUAUUAUGGAUCCCAUUCAUGAUAUUCAUCAAGUAGAAUACAGAAUUCAAAUGCAAUUUGGAUCUUUGAAAUAACCGAUGGAGUUGAUUAUUGAUACUGGGUCUUCUGAUUUAUGGGUCCCAUCAAUAGAUUCAAAAGGAUUUCUUAAUAAUGGUAAUAAUAAUAGAAUCUAAAAGUAGUCAAUCGAUAUGAUUGUAAAGCAAGUUCAACUUGUAUUAAUACUGAUUCUCGUUACUCAAUUUUCUAUGAUGAUGGUCCAAUUUCAGGUACAUUAGCUUGGGAUUAAGUGUGGAUGCAUAAUAUCAAAUUUAAUUAGUCCUUUCUAUUGAUUGAAAGAGCAAGUGGAAAUAUGGCAUCUAGUGGUGGUAUUUUAGGACUUGGAUUCCAUUCAAAUGCUGCUAAUCAAAACCCAUCUAUCCUAGAAUCCCUUUACUAAUAAAAACUUAUAUCUAAAAAAUACUUCUCAUUGUAUUUAAAAGAUGAAGGUGAAUUUGGUAGCUAUAUUCUCUUUGGAGGAAUUGAUAUGUAAUUUGUAUAAAAGGAUCAAAAGAUAUCAUAUGUGCCUUUAAAAUCUGAUUAUUAAUAUCUUAUAGGAAUAGAAGGAAUGUCAAUUGAUGAUGAAUUGUUUUCUAUAACAACAGCUCUUGUUGACAGUGGAACUAGUUGUCUUACUGUUCCUGCAGUUGCAAUGGAUGAUAUGUUGUAAGUUUUUGCAGCCAAAGGAGUAGAAUGUUCAUACAGAGUUGAAAAUUAUGCACCAUCAUAUUGCACUGUACAUUGUUUUGUAAAUGCUACAAAUGAAUAAGGAAUUAUAGAUUCAUUUCCUAUUAUAAAAAUAAGAGUAAAUAGUUCCUUAGAAUUACUCUUGAAUCCAUAAGACUAUCUUUAUUGUAUAAAUUUAAUUUAUAUUUUAAUAGCUUGUACAAUAUUAGAUGGCAGUUAAUCUAAAUGUAAUACAAAAUUAGAAAGAUCAUAGAUAGAUGACUUUUUAUUAUUAGGUGAUGCUUUUUUACAUAGUUAUUAUACUGUGUUUGAUCAAACUGAUAAGUAAAUAGGAUUUGCACAUUCAAUAAAUAAUAAGGGUUUAAAACUGCAUGUUAAAACAAGACACCUAGUUAGUUAUGCUCAUAUGCUUAUUUUAUAUAUAGGAUUGUUAUUAUUUAUUUGA
Molecule: messenger RNA, 1243 nt
Organism: Paramecium pentaurelia
Lineage: Eukaryota; Ciliophora; Oligohymenophorea; Peniculida; Parameciidae
Source: the annotation of a GenBank genome assembly